Sporothrix schenckii 1099-18 is the source of this 237-nucleotide messenger RNA. RefSeq lists its product as uncharacterized. The transcript has 2 exons. Lineage: Eukaryota; Fungi; Ascomycota; Sordariomycetes; Ophiostomatales; Ophiostomataceae. The coding region runs from base 1 to 237 and encodes 78 amino acids. The record is from RefSeq and is a predicted model, not a curated record.
AUGGCUAAGAGAAAAGGAGAGGAGACGGUCUCGCCCUGGUUCACGCAGCUGGAGGCUCACAGUCCCGGUUCAACAGCUGUGGAGGCCGCCGCACAUGCCGUCGCAUUGGCCCUGGAUCUUGGCCGUGACCGUAGGCCCGGACAGUCUCCAGAGAUCGGCGUUCUUUUAAGUCUACACCAUCAGAAUCUUAUUUACGACGAAAUCGACAUCAAACGUACGGCAAUCAUCCGGAACUGA